Tachyglossus aculeatus (Australian echidna) is the source of this 1891-nucleotide messenger RNA. RefSeq names its product aldo-keto reductase family 1 member D1 (gene AKR1D1). Gene Ontology annotation, molecular function: steroid dehydrogenase activity; Delta4-3-oxosteroid 5beta-reductase activity; ketosteroid monooxygenase activity. Gene Ontology annotation, biological process: bile acid biosynthetic process. The transcript has 9 exons. Gene Ontology annotation, cellular component: cytosol. Bases 147 to 1127 code for a protein of 326 amino acids. NCBI's taxonomy places the organism in Eukaryota, Metazoa, Chordata, Mammalia, Monotremata, Tachyglossidae. The record is from RefSeq and is a predicted model, not a curated record.
CGGGCCCCACGUGGGAGAAGCACCGGGUUCCAGCUGAUAUUAGUCCGAUGCUCAGCGCAGUGCUUGGCGCAUUGUAAGCCCUUAGCCAAUAUCCCGAUCGUUAUUUUUAUCCUCUCUCUCGGGAGCGAAGACCAGGAGCCUGAGCCAUGAACCUCACGGCUACCCGCCAUCACCUGAAACUGAGUGAUGGGAACUUCAUCCCGGUCAUCGGACUGGGCACCUAUAGCAGUCCAAAGCAAACCCCCAAGGGGACGUGCGCUCAGGCGGUGAAGGUGGCCAUCGAUGCUGGAUACCGCCACUUCGACGGGGCCCUCGUCUACUACAACGAGCACGAAGUGGGCCAGGCCAUUCGGGACAAGAUCAGGGAAGGCGUGGUGAAACGGGAAGACAUCUUCUACUGCGGCAAGCUAUGGAACACCUAUCAACAGCCGGAGCUGGUCCGCCGCGCCCUGGAGAAGACACUGAAGUGUCUCCAGUCGGACUACGUCGACCUCUACGUCAUCGAAACGCCCAUGACCUUCAAGCCUGGAGAUGAAUUUUAUCCGAAGCAUGAAAAUGGCCAUAUUAUCUAUCACAAGUCAGACCUGUGCGCCACUUGGGAGGCUCUGGAGGCCUGCAAGGACGCGGGGCUCGUGAGGUCGCUCGGGGUGUCCAACUUCAACCGCCGGCAGUUGGAGCUCAUCCUGAACAAACCCGGCCUCAAACACAAGCCGGUCGUCAACCAGGUCGAGUACCACCCGUACUUCACCCAGCCCAAACUGCUGGAAUUCUGCCGCAGUCACGGCAUCAUCCUCGUGGGUUACAGCCCCCUGGGCACCUCCCGGGACAAGUCCUGGGUCAGCCUCUCCUCCCCGCCGCUGUUGGAAGACCCGCUCCUGAUGUCCAUCAGCAGGAAGUAUGGGAAGACCGUGGCCCAGGUGGUUCUGCGCUUCAGUGUCCAGAAAGGGGUGGUGGUCAUCCCCAAGAGCUUCAGUGAGGCACGGAUCAGAGAGAACUUCCAGAUCUUCGACUUCUCUCUGACGGACGAAGAGAUGGAAGCCAUCGAGGCCCUGAAUAAGGGCGUCCGCUACGUGGACAUGCUGUUUUGGAGCGACCAUCCGGAGUACCCGUUCCAUGAUGAGUACUGAGGUGUCCAGGCCAGCCACGCCACCUCCGCCGCCAUCUCCCUUUGCCACUCUUUGGUCUCAGCUUCGCGUCAACCACAACCCCAGUUUUGGGGCAUGACCGUCCGGUGAGAGAUGACCUUAAAUCGCCGUCAGACCCCUAGCCAGCUCCCGGGUUGCCCUGGUCUUCCAGCCAGCCCCACUGCCCAUUUGGUUCCCGGUCUGCCUGAUGUCUGCCAUCGCGGAUCCGGAUGCUGUCCUCUGUCACCGUGGGAGGCCCAAGAUCUACUACCCCCCGGCCUCCCGGAUUGAGGCUGUGACCUCCCAGGGGUCACAGUCCGGGGGAAGCAGAGCGAUUCCCCUCCCUUAGAGAUGCUCUCCAAAUGAGAUUUCCCCGCCAAGCCCCCGUCUUGCCUCGGAUGGAGGCUGUGACCUCCCAGGGGUCACAAUCCCAGGGGAGCAGAGAGAUUCCCCUCCCUUAGAGAUGCUCUCCAAAUGCGAUUUCCCCGCCAAGCCCCCGUCUUGCCCCGUUGCUCCCUAUCCUGCUCACCCCACUUUUCCCAAAAAGAACCCCCUUGGUCAUCUUUCCUUCAUGUUCCCUGUUUCCAUCCCCUCCUUUUAUCUAUCAGUCAGUCAAUGAAUGGUAUUUUUCCAGUGAUCAUCGCACUAAGAGUUUGAGAGAGUACAACGGAGUGGGUAGUUAUGAUCCCUUCCUACCAGGAGCUUACAGUCUAGAGGAGACCGACGUUAGGAAAAAUAGUAGAGUAUAAGGAGAUGUACAUAAGUAG